Molecule: messenger RNA, 864 nt
Organism: Uncinocarpus reesii 1704
Lineage: Eukaryota; Fungi; Ascomycota; Eurotiomycetes; Onygenales; Onygenaceae
Exons: 3
Coding region: 1-864 (287 amino acids)
Source: RefSeq, a predicted model, not a curated record
AUGCAGUUCUCCCACUUUCUCGCUGCAGUUGGUCAUGAGGUAGAUGAUGCGGAGGAAGGGAAUGCUCUCCUCCAAGCGAGCGGGCGGGACUACAGGGGCAGACCCGAGACAGUCCUCUGGAAAAUCACUCCCCUGUUUGCACAAUGGCUUUGCUCCGGGACCAAUAUCCUAUGGGAAUCAUCUCUUCUCCAUCAGCACUCCACAGCCAUAGAGCUGGGCUGCGGCGUCGCGGGCGUCCUCGCCCUUUCACUCGCCCCAUCAAUAGGCCAAUACAUCGCCACUGACCAAGAAUACGUCCGGAAGCUAUUCCACGAGAACAUCGAGCAAAACCAACACGCCAUCCACCACAAGGACCGCACCACCCGCCACCGCCAGCAGAAAUCCCGACGCAAACCCGCCGCAGAGACCCCAUCUCAGUCCCGCUCGCGCUCUAGGCACCAUGCGCGCUCCGCCGAAUCGAGCCAGAGCCCAGCCGGAGCGGAGAGGAAAAUCAGAUUCGUCCCUCUGGACUGGGAGACUGACGCGCUAUCUGGGCCCAUCAGCACUGUGGAAGAUGGGUUCGAUGUGCUUCUGGCGUGCGACUGCGUUUACAACGAUGCGCUCAUUGCCCCGUUCGUGCAGACGUGUGCGGAUAUCGCCAGGCAACGGCCGUCGCUUGCGGCGUAUAUGGCUGCGUCUGAAACGGGUAUGAGGCCGACUCUGUGCAUCGUUGCGCAGCAGCUGCGGGCGCAUGAGGUGUUUGAGGGUUGGUUGCGAGAGUCUUUGGCGGAGUUUGCGGUGUGGAGGGUUAAAGAUGAGGUUUUGGGUCAGGGGUUGAGAACGGGGUCGGGAUAUGUUGUGCACGUACUUGUGCUGAGGGACUAG